GACAGCGUCCUGCCUGUCUGUCUGUCUCUCUGCCUGUCUGUCUCUCUCUCUGUUACUCAUCCCUCCAUCAGGACCGAUCAGGACCGAUCCGGACCCGUGGACCGUGUGUGAGACCCUCUCUCCAGCAUCAUGUCCGGCACCAAGCAGGAGGACCGCAAAGGCUCCGGAGAGUGGCGCGAGUUCUUCUGGAACCCGCGGACCCACGAGCUGAUGGGUCGAACCGCCACGAGCUGGGGUCUGAUCCUGCUCUUCUACCUGGUCUUCUACCUGUUCCUGGCCGGGAUGUUUGUUCUCACCAUGUACAUCAUGCUGCUGACGCUCGACGACUACAAACCCACCUGGCAGGACCGCCUGGCCACUCCAGGGAUGAUGAUUCGUCCGAAGGGUGAUCAGCUAGAGAUCAGCUUCUCGACUGCGAACACUGAAAGCUGGGACGGUUUCACCCAAACCCUCAACAACUUCCUGUCCACGUACAAUGACAGCUAUCAGGUCCAAACCAACGACAACUGUCCCCCAGACCAGUACUUCAUCCAGGAGGACAGUGGGGAGGUCAGGAACAAUCCUAAACGUUCCUGUCAGUUUAAUCGGACUAUGUUGGAGGACUGUUCCGGGAUCACGGAUCGUUUUUAUGGUUACGACAGAGGUCAGCCCUGCAUCCUCAUCAAACUGAACCGGGUGAUUGGUAUGUUACCAGGGAAGGACGGUCAGUCUCCUUUUGUCACCUGUGGAGCCAAGAGGGAGGACAGUGAUAAGAUGGGGCCUGUGGUGUAUUUUCCUCCUAACGGGACCUUUAAUCUCAUGUACUACCCGUACUACGGAAAGAAAGCUCAGGUGAACUACACGCAGCCGCUUGUGGCUGUCAAGUUCCUGAACGUUACGAUGAACGCCGACAUCAACGUGGAAUGUAAGAUCACCUCCAACACGCUGGCCGACGGCAGCGACAGGGACAAGUUCGCUGGACGGGUCUCCUUCAAACUACGAGUCAACGACAAAUAGACACAUGUAGAGAGAGAUACACACUCAGACACACACACACACACACAUACACACAUACACACACAGAUACACACUCAGAGAUACACACACACACAGAUACUCACUAAGAGAUACACACACACACACACACACACAUACACACUAAGAGAUACACACUCAGAGAUACGCACUAAGAAAUACACACACACACACACACACACACAUAGAGAUACACACAUUCUCAGACGCCCCCUUGCAGCGUGUCUGUAUCUGUGUGUGUGUGUGUGUGUGUGUGUGUGUGUGUGUGUGUGUGUGUGUGGUGUGUUCACUGACUCCUCCCCCUUCGUUCCUCUGUUCGUUUUGUUUCGGUGCAGCUUUAACACGUCGACCCUGAAACCGACCAAUCAGCACGCACACAUGUUGUAAUGUCAGUGACGGAUCGACGGCCUCGUCCAAUUGUUCUGCACUGUGUGACCUCAUCACACCACCGCCGAUCAGG
This is a messenger RNA of Centropristis striata (black sea bass), 1474 nucleotides long. It is a transcript of the gene atp1b2a, whose product is annotated as ATPase Na+/K+ transporting subunit beta 2a. Gene Ontology annotation, cellular component: sodium:potassium-exchanging ATPase complex. Bases 130 to 996 code for a protein of 288 amino acids. The transcript is spliced from 8 exons. NCBI's taxonomy places the organism in Eukaryota, Metazoa, Chordata, Actinopteri, Perciformes, Serranidae. Gene Ontology annotation, molecular function: ATPase activator activity. Gene Ontology annotation, biological process: intracellular sodium ion homeostasis; sodium ion export across plasma membrane; potassium ion import across plasma membrane. The record is from RefSeq and is a predicted model, not a curated record.